Molecule: messenger RNA, 853 nt
Organism: Amphimedon queenslandica
Lineage: Eukaryota; Metazoa; Porifera; Demospongiae; Haplosclerida; Niphatidae
Product: TNF receptor-associated factor 2-like
Exons: 3
Biological process (GO): regulation of canonical NF-kappaB signal transduction
Cellular component (GO): plasma membrane signaling receptor complex
Molecular function (GO): zinc ion binding
Source: RefSeq, a predicted model, not a curated record
AUGGACAGACUUGUGAUACCUUUUGCAGUUUUUGCUAUCCUUCUGAGUUUUACGACCACAGUAGCCGCUGCUAAUGACCGUCUUGGGAGCUCGUUUCUGAAGAGUUUUAAAGAUCCGGAUAGCUCUUAUGGAGAAUAUGACUAUACUUUUGUUGAUGGUGACCCACCAAGGAACUACAUCUGUCUCAUAUGUACUUUAGUGUCACGUGAUCCUCAUCAAGUCUCCUGCUGCUAUAACAUCUACUGUAAGAGUUGUCUGGAUAAGCACAGGAAGAAAUCCUCAAGGAAUGGAACAUUCAGCUGUCCUGCUUGUCAUAAACUAUUGGAUUCCAAGAGCUAUUUUAAAGAUGGAAGGAUGGAGCGUGAGAUAAAAGCCCUUAAAGUUCAAUGCAUCAUUGAGGAGUGUGACUGGAAAGGAACUCUUGGUGAUAUUCAAGCACAUGUCAUGGGCUGUCCUUAUCGAAUGGUCGACUGCUCUCUGGGAUGUGGGGAAAAGAUUUGUUGUAGGGAAAUGGAAACUCACCUUCAAGAUUGUCCAAAGCGGAUAGUUGGUUGUCAAUAUUGUAAGAAAGAAGGUCCUCAUAACAUUAUAACAAGCAGUGCUCAUCUUGACAGGUGUUAUUCCUACCCAAUCAAAUGCUGCAAUGAAGGUUGUGAAUUUAUUCAAGAACGCCUUUGGUUUAAACGUCAUGAACAAAAUUGUCCUAAAGCUAUUGUUUACUGUGAGUACAGUAAUUUAGGGUGCGAUAAAUUAAUAAAAAGGGAAGAGCAAGAAAAGCAUAAUGAAGAAUUCAUGAAAGAGCACUUACAAAUGGCCAUCAAACGAGUUGAUACUCUGCAGACGAAAUCUGCUG